Hyaena hyaena (striped hyena) is the source of this 1151-nucleotide messenger RNA. It is a transcript of the gene HORMAD2, whose product is annotated as HORMA domain containing 2. NCBI's taxonomy places the organism in Eukaryota, Metazoa, Chordata, Mammalia, Carnivora, Hyaenidae. The coding region runs from base 135 to 1076 and encodes 313 amino acids. The transcript has 10 exons. The record is from RefSeq and is a predicted model, not a curated record.
UCUGAGAGAGACCUAGAGGAGCUGAGGCGAGGGCUGUGCAGACGCAAGGUCUCCAGAGAAAGCGGGCGCUUGAGCAUUGUUACUUCCAUGUUCUUAGGUUUGACUUGUUAAAAGAAUCUUGAUACAUUACUACAAUGGCAACUGCUCAGCUCUCUCACUCUAUCAAAAUUCACAAAACAUCUAAGGAAACAGUUUUUCCAUCCCAAAUCACUAAUGAGCAUGAGUCACUGAUAAUGGUGAAGAAACUUUUUGCUACUUCUAUCUCAUGUAUAACAUAUCUAAGGGGCCUGUUUCCAGAGAGCUCUUAUGGAGAACGCCAUUUGGAUGACCUCAGUUUAAAAAUACUUCGAGAAGAUAAAAAAUGUCCGGGGUCACUGCAUAUUAUCAAAUGGAUCCAAGGUUGUUUUGAUGCUUUGGAAAAGAGAUACCUACACAUGGCAGUACUUACACUUUACACAAAUCCCAAGGAACCUGAGAAGGUGACUGAGAUAUACCAGUUCAAAUUCAAAUACACAAAAGAAGGAGCCACUAUGGAUUUUGACAGCAGUAAUACAAGCUUUGAAAGUGGGACAAACAGUGAAGAUAUUAAGAAAGCCAGUGUUCUACUGAUCCGUAAAUUGUACAUACUGAUGCAGAACCUUGGACCCCUUCCUAAUGAUGUUAUACUUACUAUGAAACUCCACUACUAUAAUGCAGUGACUCCUCAUGAUUACCAACCCCCUGGUUUUAAAGAAGGGAUAAACUCACACUUCUUGCUGUUCGAGGGGGAGCCUGUAAACCUGCAAGUGGGAUUGGUCUCCACUGGCUUUCAUAGCAUGAAAGUAAAAGUCACAACUGAGGCUACCAGAGUGUCUGUUUUGGAGAACAACCUCUUUCAAGAGAACAGCACUACUGAGAUUGCCCAUCAGGGUCUAGACUUUGAUGAAGAAGAAGAAGAAGAAGAAAGCAACAAUCAUGUAAGGCAAAGCUUUAGUAAGCCUCUGUUGCUUCAGUUAAACAUAGCUAACGUUUUCCAAUACCUAUACAGAUUAUAUCACAGUGACAGUCCAAUGGAGUAUGCCAGGUAUAAAAACUAAAACAAAAUAGCCUCUGACCUCAGGGAGUAUUUACUGUAAAAAAAGUACUGUAUUCAAGAAGGGAAUAUACUUUGU